Epithele typhae is the source of this 1062-nucleotide messenger RNA. Its product is annotated as GroES-like protein. The transcript is spliced from 5 exons. The record is from RefSeq and is a predicted model, not a curated record. Gene Ontology annotation, molecular function: oxidoreductase activity, acting on NAD(P)H. NCBI's taxonomy places the organism in Eukaryota, Fungi, Basidiomycota, Agaricomycetes, Polyporales, Epitheliaceae. Bases 1 to 1062 code for a protein of 353 amino acids.
AUGGCACUUCCACAGCAACAUCAGGCUCUCGUCUUCGCCUCUGCGGACGGGUCCCUUCAACUCCAAGGUGUCGACACUCCUACUCCCGGCGAAACCGAGGCGAUUGUCAAGGUUGAGACGACCGCCAUGAACCCCGCCGACUGGUGGUUCCACGACAACAGGGCAAGCAUCAAGGAAUGGCCAUACAUCGUGGGCUUUGCGGCCAGUGGGACCGUGGUCGCGGUUGGCACGAACGUUCGCAACGUCAAGUUAGGAGACAGAGUGCUUGCUCAAGGGGGUUUCACGAAGCAGUCCAACACCUUCCAACAAUACAUCCGCAGCUUUGCUGACCAACUUGCCAAGAUUCCAGCUAGUAUGAGCUUCGAUGAAGCGGCGACAAUUGCGACGCCCGCCCCCUCCGCUGUCUUGCCGUUGUAUCACCCGGGCCCCACCGUCGUGAGCGCCGGACUCACCGCUCCCUGGCGCCCUGGCGGGCGUGGCAAGUACGCAGGCCAGGCCGCUGUCGUGCUCGCAGGAGCAAGUUCGGUUGGCCAGAUGGCCCUCCAAUUCCUGAAGCUCUCCGGCUUCUCCCCGAUCAUCGCCACCGCAUCCCCGCACAACACCCCCCUCACGCUCUCCUACGGCGCGACCCACGUCCUCCCGCGCACGCUCUCCGACACCCCCGCGGAGCUCGCCGCCGAGGUCGCGCGCGUCGCCGGCUCCACGCCCAUCGCGGUCGUGUACGACGGUGCGUCGACCGCCGCCACGCAGACCGCGGGGCUCGCGCUGCUCGCCGCGGGCGGGACGCUCGUGCUCGUGCACGAUGCCGAGGUGCGCGCAGAGGCGGAGGCGAAAGGCGUGAAGGUCGUCGUCGGGAGCGGGGUCAUGGCGUUCCCGAAAAACCGCACGUUCGCGGCGGAGUUCACGAGGGCGCUCGAGGGGAUGUUGGAGGAGGGGACAAUCAAGCCGCUGGUGCCGGAGGUCGUACCUGGAGGUCUGGGUGCGAUUCCAGAGGGGUUGGCAUUUGGAAAGGCGGGCAAGGUCAGCGGAAAGAAGCUGGUAUUCCACCCUUUCGAGACCUAG